This is a messenger RNA of Klebsormidium nitens, 369 nucleotides long. NCBI's taxonomy places the organism in Eukaryota, Viridiplantae, Streptophyta, Klebsormidiophyceae, Klebsormidiales, Klebsormidiaceae. The record is from the annotation of a GenBank genome assembly.
AUGGAUAGCGUGCGAGCCACUGCUGCGACGUGUGCCCCGAUGAUGCAAGCCCCACCGCUGACACCAGAGCAGGAGGCGCGCUUGGACGAGCUGUCCCAGAAGAAAGACCCGAUGGUGAUUCAUGAAUUCUUGUUCUUGGUAGAGGAGUUGGGAAAGACGGAGCCCGAGCGGGCCUUCCGUACAUACGUGGAGUGGUAUCACCGGCAAGAUUAUAUGAACCAGGAGGGGCUGCUGGAGGGAGAAGCGCUCCGCUCUCACUUCAUGGAGACGCUGGCCUUCUGUCACCAAGAGAAUGCCGGAAAGCCUCGGAGAGAGAGGCAGGUAGGCCUCACUGCCCGGUCUGUCUUUUAUCCGGCUACCCUUCGAUAA